Anguilla rostrata (American eel) is the source of this 3630-nucleotide messenger RNA. RefSeq names its product matrix metallopeptidase 23bb (gene mmp23bb). Gene Ontology annotation, molecular function: zinc ion binding; metalloendopeptidase activity. Lineage: Eukaryota; Metazoa; Chordata; Actinopteri; Anguilliformes; Anguillidae. Gene Ontology annotation, cellular component: extracellular matrix. The record is from RefSeq and is a predicted model, not a curated record. Bases 1697 to 2887 code for a protein of 396 amino acids. The transcript has 9 exons. Gene Ontology annotation, biological process: extracellular matrix organization; proteolysis; collagen catabolic process.
GAGAGAGUAAGAGAGAGAGAUUGAAGGAGGGGAAAAGAGGUGCUUUGUACCAAGUGUAUGGAUGUUUUGUAAUGUGCAUCUGUGGCAAGAUACUGUGUUUGUGUUGCAAUGAUAAGAGUGAAUUUUUUUAGUUUUUAUUUUUCAUAUAGAGUGACUUGAUUAUGUAUGCGGGCACUUGGGGAGUGUAUCUGGGCCAGGAUGCGUAUGGGGUAUGUCACCUUGUGUGUGUGUGUGUGUGUGCACAUUUGUGUAUGCGUGUGUUAUUGGUAGUUUGUGGAAAUGAUUGACAUCUCAGGCAGGUGAUGCUGGCUGACCUCUGCAGCUCAGUUGUAGAAGUCUCCCCAGAUGGGUUGACCAUAAAACUGCUCUGAUCCAGAAUCGAUGCUAAGUCUAUGACUCACCAAAAUACCUUCAUCACAGUCACUAAAUGCACACAUCUGAUCUCCAGGUCACUAGUUGUCUGACAAAUUGAUUUUUAUCUACAAACUGUAGGCGGAACCAUUAUGGAGGGUUAGCUUCCCCUGAUCUCUUAUUUCACUGCUGCCUUUCCUCCCCUCCCUCUCUCAUGUGAAACCCCGCCUGUCCCUGUGUUCCGGGGCGAGCGAUGGCGCAGGGACGGUUGGGGUGACGGGGCUGAGCUGCCUGCACCACUUCUGCCGUUUCCAGGAUUUCUGCCAGACAGGUGGCAGAGAGCCAGCUCAAACGGCUCCUCUGGCCCUUCCAGAGCGGAAGUGCCAAGCCCUGAGGGCCCGGCAGAAUCCGUGCACACGAGUCCUCAGUGAAAAUACGUGCCCCUCAAUGCAUACUUUACUAAAUGUAAGUGGUAGAUGCAAAAAUGUAAAUGUAAAAGUGGUUUGUCCAGUUACUACAUUACGGUAGUCUAAUAGUUGGGUGCAAAAAUAGUGUUUUUAUCUUGUGCUUUUAAGAACGCUUGUAUUUUCUUGUUUUUCAUGUCUACUUUAAUAAUGAAGUCUGGUGGCUAAUGGCCUUCUCCUCCCUCGGGCGGUCUCCCAUGGCAACGCCCAACCGAAUGGCGCAAGUGAACAGGUCACUCAGGAGUCCUGACAGCCUGGCUGGGGAGAUGCAUGCUAUGCCAAAUAUAGUGUCACCGCCAAAUUGUUUAACUUUCCCACACAUGGAGUUCCGAAAUUCCGUCUUUGUUUAAAUCUUUCAGUCCAUAGGGAAGAAAAGUUUCGUGCAUGUGGGUGCAUUUAACUCUGCUACACGGCGCCGGCUGGCAGAGAGGAGAAAGCACUUUUUAGAAACAGGAGGGGCCCAGCUGUCUGAUCGACUGCACACAGCUUUAGGAGUUUGACAUCUGAUCCGUCCUCGGGUCCGGUGGGUAGGGAGGAGAAGGGAAUGACGAAAGAGAAGUUAAAAGUAAAGAAUGAGUUGGAAAGCUGCUUAACCGAGGAGACGGAAAUGAACAGGGAGCUGGAUUUGGCCGGAGUUCAGAUUCCAGAGGAGGACACCGUGAUUGAGAGGGAGGGAGACCCUGCGCGCUCCCAUCCAGAUGUUCGCAGUAGCUGAGGUGGACUGUAUUUGGCCUCAACUGAGUUCAAGUCCUGCGGCGAUACUCGUAGCACACGGUCUCGAGAAACGACACGACGGCUUCAAGCAGUAGCCUAUCCAUCACAUUUAUAGCGGCUGGAUUUAGUGUCUGAAGUAUUUAACAAGCAGGCACCCAAAAAUCCCGAUGGAGUGCCGAGCUUUGAAGUUGCGCAAAUGGUCUGGCGAUAGCCGGCAGCAUACAGGGGUGUGCAGCCUGUGGACAUCAGUGAUGCUGUUACUGGCGAUACUGGAUUGGUCUGUGGCUUUUCCGUCCUGGAGAAGGGAAGCGGAGUCAGGACUGACCUCUCUCAGACCCUACGUUGAGCUUUCUGACUCCGUGAACAUUUGGUCCAAAGUGACACAGACCCGAUCCAAGCGCUAUGCCAUCAACCCCUUGGGCCACAAGUGGGAACACGCUAACAUCACCUACAAAAUCACCAAGUUCCCCAACACUCUGAACAAAGAUGACACCCGUAAAGCCAUCAGCAUUGCCUUCACCAUGUGGAGCGAUGUCUCGCCCCUCUCCUUCACUGAAGUCACCCAUCCUAACCGAAGUGCUGACAUCAUCAUUGGCUUCUACACCUUCAACCACACAGACUGCUGGUGGUCCCCACUGCACCCCUGCUUUGACGGAUUAAACGGAGAGCUGGCUCACGCUUUCCUCCCCCCGCGCGGGGAGAUCCACUUUGACAACCACGAGUUCUGGAUACUGGGGAAAUCACGCUUCAGCUGGAAACAGGGUGUGUGGCUGAAUGACCUGGUCCAGGUCGCUGCCCAUGAGAUUGGCCACGCCUUGGGUCUGUGGCACUCCCGAAAUCCCCAGGCAUUGAUGCACCCCAACGCCACAUACACGGGACAGCGCAGCAUUUCUCAGGAUGACAUCUGGGGUAUCCAGCGCCUCUAUGGCUGCGAGGACAAGAGGCGGGUGUGUGAUCCGUGGGCUCGGCUGGGCUUUUGUGAGAGGAGGAGGAGCUUCAUGAAGAAACACUGCCCUCGUCGCUGUGACCUCUGCCUUGAACCUCUGGAGGAUGAUACCACGCCGACAUCGCCCCCGCCAAACAUCAAGACGAAGCUGGUCCCCCGGGGGAAGGUAGUGGGCUUCCGCUGCGGGGCGAAAAAUCCCAGAGGGCCCCCAAAAGUCAGCUGGUACAAGGAUGGAGAGCUCCUCUCCACAUCCAUCCCAGGCUACAUCAUCAUCAAGGACCGGGACCUGCGCAUCGUGGCCAACGAGUUCAACGAAGGCACCUACACCUGCAGGGUCCGUCGCCGUGGCAACGUGGUCUCCGCCAACUCCUGGGCCAUCCGCUUGAAACCAGAGCACUCCUCCAACAGCUAAGAGUGAGGGAUGUGAGAGAAGAAGAGGCAGCAAAAGAGGGGCAGAAGACAGAAUGGGUAGAGGGAGGGGUGGAGACUGGGAGAGCAGAAGAGGAGUGAGUGAGACAGCGACGGGUAUAAAUAACGGAUGAAAGAAAAUAAGAUUCUUGUUCACCUGGUCCAUACAACAGAUCUUCCUGCCUUACAGAGUCCUGUUUCUUCUGCACAUCUCACAGCGGGAUAAUUUCCACAAGCUCUUCCAGUUAUUCUCCGACCUCAACUGAUGGCCUACAACCAAGAACUGACUGAGGUAGUGACUCAGCAUUAACACUGAAAGACUGUUUAGCCACACUUCACUUUAAGUUGCCAGUUUACCUUUAGACUGAUACAGCUGCUAAGUAUUAUAACACUCAGUCACAGUGACUAAGUUUAAUACAAUUUCCAUUCAAGCAUCCACAGUUAACUAUAGUUACAUUACUUUUAAAAUGGCAACACAGUACUGUAUGCGGGCUUUGGGCCAUGUUUAUUCACAUAUAAUUCCAUAAAACCCAGACUUGCUGAUUAAGCAAAUGCUACAUAUAGUGCUAGCACUGUAGUUUUUAGAGGUAAAUUGGUGAUUUACAACAAAGUAUUGUGUGGUAGAAAAGUGAAAAGGUGCUAUAAGCAGUGUAAGUAAUUUUAUUACAUGUAACAGUUAUCACUAAUUGAAAUUCAUCAACAACCCUUACUUUACACAGAACUGUCAAAUAAAACAAUGCAAAUAAA